Messenger RNA from Pygocentrus nattereri (red-bellied piranha), 2231 nucleotides. Its product is annotated as cytokine-inducible SH2-containing protein-like. Gene Ontology annotation, cellular component: phosphatidylinositol 3-kinase complex. Gene Ontology annotation, molecular function: 1-phosphatidylinositol-3-kinase regulator activity. The record is from RefSeq and is a predicted model, not a curated record. Bases 656 to 1342 code for a protein of 228 amino acids. Gene Ontology annotation, biological process: phosphatidylinositol phosphate biosynthetic process; intracellular signal transduction. NCBI's taxonomy places the organism in Eukaryota, Metazoa, Chordata, Actinopteri, Characiformes, Serrasalmidae. The transcript is spliced from 3 exons.
CAGCGUGAAGGGGGCGGGGCUCCUGGCUGAGCUCGAAGCAGGUGGGCGUGGUUUGUCGGAAUACGGGUGGUGAUGGGGGCUGACAGAAGGGAGGGAAGCGUUCUUCGGCGAGCCAAUGGAAACGCAGCUGAAGGUCGCGAGCGCAGUUCUACGAAGCGAGGCGCGCGGAUUGUAGGCUCAAGCCGUGCACGCGCGCUUGAUCUAACGCAAACACACACACACACACACACACACACACACACACAGAAAAAAGCGAGGUUUCUGGGAAUUCGAUUCCCGGAACGGCCGUCCGCUCGCACCUCGCGAGGGCGAUACGUUUACAGAAAAAACGCUUUUUCGCCCAGCUUUCUCUCAGAAACACAGCAAACUGUCGGAGCGCCCGCUCGUCGUUUCUGAAGCGACUGUGUCAACAUUUCGGCUACUUUUCCUCGUUUUCUUCCCCCGCAACUCUCUCGGCGCCGACAGCUCGGAAAGCGGCGUCGUUUAAGAUGUCGAGCGCUUUUCUUCAUCCGUGAUUCGCUUUUGUCGCCAUAUUACGGAGGGGGACAAUGUCAGCAGCAGCCGCGGCGGCUUUGGCUCUGGAGCGGACUCCGCGUAGCGGUCAUUCUCCGAUGUGCUGGAGUGAUUUAGGCUGUCACCGGGGGGACAGCUCGUGAUGCUCUGCUGUGUGCGAAGCGCUCCAUUGCCAGGGCCGUUCUCAGCAAUGGUUGCCGGGGGAGUGAGAGUUCAGAACGAUGGGGCGGGGUCUGAAGGCCGUUGUAACCAGCUCAUCCCUGUACAGUCCGUCUCUCCUCAGUCAUGGGAUCCAACAGAGGACCUAGGCUGCAUCACUGCUACAUUUCAGCACCUGCAUGCCUCAGGUUGGUACUGGGGGAGCAUUUCAGCCAGCGAAGCAAGGGAUGCUUUGGCAGGUGUGGCCGAGGGGACAUUCCUGGUGCGGGACAGCAGUCACCCACACUACUUACUCACCCUGUCAGUGAAGACAGCCCGGGGUCCCACCAACGUGCGCAUCGAGUACAGCAGAGGUCACUUCCGCUUGGACUCUAGCUCCCCUGCCUGCCCACGGCUGCUCUCCUUCCCCACUAUGCCCGGCCUAGUGCAGCACUAUGUGGGUGCCGGUGGGAGAGAUGACAGGGGCAAGCCAGGGGAAGAUGCUUCAGUGGCACUUAAGGACAGCGCUAUCCUGCUGAAGCUCAGGCAACCUCUCCACAGGCCUAAAAGCUUCCCUAGCUUACAGCACCUCACGCGGCUCACAAUAAACAGGCACACAGCCUGUCCAGCACAGUUGCCCCUGCCACGCCUGCUGUUGCUCUACUUACAAGACUAUCCCUUCCAAGUAUAAUGAGGAGCUUGGCUUCAAUCUAGAGUGCUAACUGGACCGCAUGUCUAUGCUCUCUCCUGGGAGAUACUGGACAAGCACUCUAGAAGAUGGAGUUUUGGAAUAGUGUAACGAUGGUGUCCAUGCAUAGUAGGAUUAUGGGUGGGUGGCUGAAGCCUGGCCACUCAUAAAAGUGGGUGCUAAAAUGCACUGUGACAGCUAAUUGUUACGACAAUCAGGCCUAAAACCGGUGCUACAUAGGCAAACUGAGCACAUUUAUAGUGCACCACUGGUCACUUAUAACCAAUCUGAGAUUAGAUACCCCUCGUCUAGCAGACGAGUGUAGCAGAGUGCCUCAAUGAUUCCACAAAUUUACAGACGACAUUUUCUAUUACAGUUGUAGCAAACAAAAUAUGUAUCUGCCUUUUUAGUCAUGCGUAAUUGUUCAUAUUUAAUGUAUUUAUUGAUUAAGACUAUAGCACAAACCUUGACAAAGUAUCAACUUUGACUUUCAAUACUGAAAUUUGCUCCAUGACCAUCAGCUGUUCACCAUGCCAAACAUUUGAUGUAGCUUAUUGCUCUGGAGUACAGCCUGGACCCUGUGACCUCGGCACUCAGUAUUCUAAAAUUCUGGAGUUCUGAAGGAUCUGAGUGUGUUCUGGCAUUCUGAUAGCAAGCACACUUUUAGUUUUUUAGAAAACAACUGGACUGACCCCUCCUUUUGUUCGGACUGUCUAUGGAGAAUUGGCUGAAGUCAGCUAUGAAAAACUGCUUCCUGCAUCCAGUUUCCAAAUGAACAAUAUUUGUUCACAUGAAACACAAUGCAACUUUACAAGGACUUCAUCGAGUUUAUUCUUGAAUGUUCUGUUUUGUAAAUAUUUGUUUUUUUAGUAAAACAAGACAUUUCUAUGCA